CCACUAAACCGUCACAGAAAAACGUUUGUUUAUUGCAAGUGUAAAUCCACGAUAGUCUAUUAACUCAGUCUGUAUUUAUUUAUUUGUAUACAAAUAUACAUAGCCACGUACAUACUGGUAUAUCAGAGCGGGUUGUUUUCUAUUUCGCACGCAUUUUUUUAAAAAAUUGUAUUUCCGUUCUAAAGACAUUUAAGUGUUCUGCAGUACGGGGUUGUCGAGAGUUUGACAACCAUGGCUGUGGAGAGCUUUGUCAGCAAAACGUUAGAAUUACUAGAAGAGGAGAGAGAGGCAGAGAUUGAAGAAACCAGGUUAUGGCAGGAGAACAUUUCUUUAAAGGAGCUACAACGCAAAGGAGUUUGUCUGCUGAAACUUCACAUAGGGAGUCAGAAAACAGGCUUGUACGGGCGGCUUCUGGUAACAUUUGAACCAAGAAAAUACGACUCGUCUGCUGUACUGUGCAGCAAUAGUUUUGGGCCAGGUGACAUAGUGGGUUUAUAUGAUUCAGUAGGAAUUGGUCCUUCCUCCCAGCUUGCCACUGGUGUUGUGACUCGUGUCACGCAGAGCUACCUGUCAGUUGCCUUUGAUGAGUCCAGUGAUGGCCUGAGUCUGGACAAUGAGGGCCCCUUCAAUCUAUUAAAGCUGGCCAAUGAUGUCACCUACAAGAGACUGAAAAAUGCUUUGAACUCCUUGAACCAGUACAGUGCUGGCCCAGCUUCUAAUCUGAUUGGGGUCCUGUUUGGCUAUUCAGAGCCAAGUCCUUGCCAGGAAACAAAAACUCUAGACCUGUAUAACAGCUCUCUGGAUGAGUCGCAGAAAGAAGCAGUUUGUUUUUCUUUGUCUCAGAAGGAACUGGCAAUAAUCCAUGGCCCUCCUGGUACAGGGAAAACUACCACAGUGGUAGAGCUGAUACUGCAGGCCGUCAAACUGGGCCUAAAGAUUCUUUGCUGUGCCCCAUCUAAUGUUGCUGUGGAUAACCUGGUUGAACGUUUAGCAAGAUUUAAAGCAAAAGUCCUGCGUCUUGGCCACCCUGCUCGUCUUUUGGAAUCCAUUCAGAAAUAUUCUUUAGACGCGGUUCUGGCACACAGCGACAACACUCAGAUCAUCGCAGACAUCCGGAAAGACAUCGAUCAGGCUUUUGCCAAAAUGAAGAAGUCCCGUGACAAAGGAGACAGGAGCCACCUGCGCAGCGAGAUCAAGACCCUGCGGAGAGAGCUGAGGGGGCGUGAGGAGACGGCCAUCACGCAGAUUCUCAAGAGAGCGGAGGUAGUGCUGGCAACUAAUACAGGUGCCUCUGCUGAUGGCCCUCUGAAGCUGCUGCCGAAUGAUUACUUCGACAUCGUUGUGAUUGACGAGUGUGCGCAGGCGCUGGAGGGGAGCUGCUGGAUUCCACUUCUCAAGGCCCCCAAGUGCAUCCUGGCUGGAGAUCACAAGCAGCUUCCACCCACCAUCAAAUCACACACAGCCGCUGCGAAGGGCCUCUCUCUGAGCUUAAUGGAACGUCUGAUACAGAAGUACGGAGACCAGGUUGUGAAGAUGCUGACAGUGCAGUACCGCAUGAACCACGCAAUCAUGCAGUGGGCCUCUGAACAGAUGUAUGCUGGGAGACUGACGGCCCACUCCUCAGUGGAAGGACACUUGUUGAAGGACUUGCCUGGGGUCAUUCCCAAUGAAGAGACCAGCAUUCCUCUGCUGCUGAUAGAUACGGCGAGCUGCGGGCUCUUUGAACUGGAAGUGGAGGACGAGCAGUCCAAAGGGAAUCCAGGGGAAGUUGAAAUUGUGGCAGCUCACAUACAGGCAUUAAGUGAGGCUGGUAUAAAAGCAAAGGAUAUUGCUGUCAUCGCUCCUUAUAAUCUGCAGGUCGACAUGCUGAGACAACAACUUUCCCACAAACAUCCUGAGCUGGAGAUCAAGUCUGUUGAUGGUUUUCAGGGGAGAGAAAAAGAAGCCGUGGUUCUGUCCCUAGUCAGAUCGAACAGAAAGGGUGAAGUUGGGUUUCUGGCUGAAGACAGAAGAAUCAACGUCGCGGUGACCCGAGCGAGACGGCACCUGGCAGUAGUGUGUGACUCCCGCACUGUACGACACCAUGACUUUCUGAAAUCACUGGUGGAUUACAUGACGGAGAAAGGGGAGGUGCGGACUGCAUUUGAAUACCUAGAUGACAUUGUCCCUCAGAACUACACCCGUGAGCCCUCCCAGGAUGAACUGAAGGAACAAAGCAAGGCCAAAGACCCCUCCGGAAAACCGAGGGACAAGAAGCAGCAAGGAAGCCUAAGAGAAAAAGACCGCAACAAGAGCAGUAGGAACAACAAGAACAGUUCUGAGACUGCAAAGCCGCUUAACUCACGAAGAGAUGAAGCCGUGGAGGGCAUGGCAAUUAAAGACAAUUCCGGAGAGUUAAAAGCCAGGAUUUUAGACUAUCUUGAAGACCCUAAUAAGAAAAGGCUGGAUUUCCCACCAUCGUUGAACUCACACGAUCGGAUGUUGGUGCACCAGAUUUCAGAAGAACUGGGACUUACACACGAGAGCACAGGGGAGGGCAAGGAGAGAUACAUCACUGUUUCCAGACCGCACACUUUUCAGAGGUAUUCUAAGGCAAGCACAGAAAUGAAAGUCCAAGAAUCGGUCGAGAAAACCAAUCAAGAAGAUACAGAAGAAAGGGAAGAGAAGGAAGUGCCAAAGGCUACUGAGUGUACAGCUAAAGUGGACUUGAAGACAUUGCACUUGGAACGAAUGCAGAGAGAGCAAGCGAAAAGAGAAGAGAAGGCUAAGCUGAGUCACGGACACCAAGCAACCGCACAGACAAAGUCCUCAAAGAAAUCAAAAAGUGCCAGCAAGGGAAAGGAAUCCACUAAAGGGGCUGACAUUGCUGCCGCUGCCACUGCUGAUACAGAUUUUGACGACCUCAUUGCUGCUGUUGUAAAAGCUGAUAGCAUCUGUGGAUUUUCCAAGUGCAAAGCCAGUGUGCGGACAAUGGGGCAGCACUGCAUACACUGUAACAAGUAUUAUUGCCUCAGUCACCAUAUCCCAGAGGUUCAUGGUUGUGGCAGCAAGGCUAAGGCCCAUGCCCGCAUGAGAAUCAGCCGGGAAGGGGUGCUGUACGCAGGCAGCGGAACUAAAGACAAAUCCAUAGACCCGGCGAAAAAAGCAUACAUGCAGAGGAAACUGGACAAGAAACUAGACGAUUUAGCAACGCAGAGGAAAACCAAAAAGAAGGAGAAGUGAAGCGGGAUGUGCUGUGCUGUUCCUGCACUUUCCAGGGCGAUGUAUUUAUUCUUCAUUUCAGACUCGUACUGUAUGUUGUAUCUCUUGAACAGAAGGCUGUAUGUUUUGGCUUGAAUCAUGUGCAACAUUAAAAACCAGGCACAAUACACUUUUA
This is a messenger RNA of Acipenser ruthenus (sterlet), 3376 nucleotides long. It is a transcript of the gene ighmbp2, whose product is annotated as immunoglobulin mu DNA binding protein 2. Bases 232 to 3222 code for a protein of 996 amino acids. Lineage: Eukaryota; Metazoa; Chordata; Actinopteri; Acipenseriformes; Acipenseridae. The transcript has 16 exons. Gene Ontology annotation, molecular function: 5'-3' DNA helicase activity; ATP hydrolysis activity; ATP binding. The record is from RefSeq and is a predicted model, not a curated record.